CCUGGCAAGCCUUGCCGAACCAAAACAUCAACUACAGAAUUCCAACAACUUAUCCUCACAUAUUCGUUCAAUCGCCUUAGGUCUGUAAUAACAUCGCAUUGUAUGGCGACUGUAUCGACUUUUUAGAGUCAUGAUUCGUCGUCCUCCCACCCGUUUGGAGUUGAAAAUGGACGAUAUCAAGGAGUACGAGCGCAUGAAGUCCGAAUCUCGGAAGAACAUCUUCGGCAACUCUCCCACGCACAACAGUACGGCUAACGAGAGUGGCUCCCUCUCGAGUGCGGCCGAGCCGAGCUCAACAGACAAGAGGAACGCCUUGUACGCCCGCAUUGGAUUCGAUCCCAAGCCUCGUAAACCCUCCUAGAUGAGUUGUUGGCUUCCCCGUUUGACCUUUACGGGGGUCGUCUACCAUUGAGUGAAUCUUUUCUAUUUUGGUGACGCAAUAAUACUCUGUUUACUAUG
Tigriopus californicus is the source of this 459-nucleotide messenger RNA. RefSeq names its product anaphase-promoting complex subunit CDC26-like. Gene Ontology annotation, biological process: anaphase-promoting complex-dependent catabolic process; protein K11-linked ubiquitination; regulation of mitotic cell cycle. The transcript has a single exon. The coding region runs from base 131 to 361 and encodes 76 amino acids. Lineage: Eukaryota; Metazoa; Arthropoda; Copepoda; Harpacticoida; Harpacticidae. Gene Ontology annotation, cellular component: anaphase-promoting complex. The record is from RefSeq and is a predicted model, not a curated record.